Messenger RNA from Rubroshorea leprosula, 1098 nucleotides. Lineage: Eukaryota; Viridiplantae; Streptophyta; Magnoliopsida; Malvales; Dipterocarpaceae. The record is from the annotation of a GenBank genome assembly.
GAAUCAUCACCUUGUCUCCAGCAACUGCCACAUCCCCAAGGCCACCCUUCCCCACAACACACUUUCAAGAUGCCUCCCGCUUUGGAACACCGCCAACCACAACCUUGUCAAACCCAUCAGGAAGCCUAGGCAUCACGCUGAUCAAAGCAUCUCCCUUGGUGUUGUCGAGACUAGGAUCUUCUAGGCAACCACGUUCAUCAUCAUCAUCAUCGGCGUGGAAGAGCUUGGCUUCACGGCAAAGGCAACUUUGAGGAACACUUCAUGUAUUGAUUCAGCCAGAAAGGCGCAGUCCUGGAGCCCUGCAUCUUUGAGGCAAGGAGGAAAGAUCUUGUCUAGUAAUCCCACUGAUUCUUUUUCCUAAGUUCUUACCUAAGAUCUUCUUCUUCUAACUCAAGCUAUUGUUCUUCUUUGUUGUCCAAAGCUUGAAAUCUCUUCCUCAUCCCCAAAAUCCGCAGAAUCGGGCACAAGGAUGCCAAAGCGUAAACGAAUCAAUCUUGUGAGGGUCUUGCCAAACAACCAAAUUGAGGAUGGUUUGCCCUCUUUUCCAUCCAUGAACAAUGAGGUUGAGCCAAACCAACAACCUGUUUCAUCUGGAAACAAUGAAGCACCAUCUCCACCACCUAAAAAGCCAAGAGGUCCAACAUUGAUGUCCUACAUAUGGGAGUUGGAAAAAGGUGUCAAGGUCAACGUCAUAUUUGAUGCAAAUUGUCAUCCAAUUGGUAAAGAAGGCUGCACCUUGACUCGAUUCCUUGGUAUUGUUGCAAGAGAAUCAGAUGUUACACUUAUUAGCUAUAAGGAAUGGAGGGAUACGCCUAAAAUUUAUAAGGAUGACGUGGAAGAUUAUUGAGGGAAAAAAAAAUAGCUUAUACUCUUAAUAGAUUAGUAAACCUAGUGUAAAUUUUAUUGUCUACAUUUGCCUGACAUUCCAUUAGUUAACAAUUCAAUUUCAAUUCAAGUUUGUUUGCAAUUCCAUUUAAUUUUGAAGCCUUGGACCAGUUGUUGCGAUUUCAUAAUUUGGUUAGAUUCUAGUCCAUUACACUUUAUAGAUUUUUUCCAUUUUACAUCUUUCUGUAAUCAAAAUAAAUUGCUAUUGAUCAU